This is a messenger RNA of Orycteropus afer afer, 3382 nucleotides long. It is a transcript of the gene MB21D2, whose product is annotated as Mab-21 domain containing 2. Lineage: Eukaryota; Metazoa; Chordata; Mammalia; Tubulidentata; Orycteropodidae. The record is from RefSeq and is a predicted model, not a curated record.
AGUUGGCUCUACUACCGUUGUCUCCGCUGCCAGCUAAGGCCAGGGGAGGGCAGGGACCCGCAGCAUCCGGGCGGGCGUGGGGCCGGAGGAAAGGGUGUCGGGGCCACACACGCACCCUCGCUGCAGUCCAGCUCCUCCCGAAGCUGGGACGCCCGGAGCGCACAGAGCGGAGGACAGCCCGCCCAGACGCCUGCCCGCCAGCACGCCCACCGGCCCGGGCGACAGCCAGGGAGCAGGCGAGGGGAGGAGGCCCAGGGGGGCGGGGUGGGGGGCGGGGGUGGGUGCUGCUGCCGCCGCGGAGCUGCUACUCAGCGCGUUUUGCAUGAAGAUGGCGGCUCCCACCGCCAGCAAGGCAGCCUCCCUGGGCUGUAACAACAAGCCUUCGUUCCCGGAGCUGGAUUUCAGGUCCGGAGCUCGGGUGGAGGAAUUGAACAAACUCAUCCAAGAAUUCACGAAGCACGACCAACGGGAAUAUGAUGACCAGAGAGCGCUGGAGAUUCACACAGCCAAGGAUUUCAUCUUUUCCAUGCUGGGAAUGGUGCAAAAACUGGACCAAAAACUUCCAGUGGCCAAUGAGUACCUGUUGCUUUCUGGAGGAGUCCGGGAAGGCGUGGUGGACCUGGACUUGGAUGAGCUGAAUGUCUAUGCCCGGGGAACUGACUAUGAUAUGGACUUUACUCUUCUGGUGCCAGCCCUUAAGCUGCAUGACCGUAAUCAGCCUGUGACACUUGACAUGCGCCACUCAGCCUUAUGCCACUCUUGGCUGAGCCUCCGGCUCUUUGAUGAAGGGACGAUCAGUAAGUGGAAAGACUGCUGUACCAUCGUCGAUCACAUCAAUGGUGCCACCAACUACUUCUUCUCCCCAACCAAAGUGGCUGACUGGUUCUAUGACUCCAUCAGCAUUGUCCUGUCAGAGAUACAGAAGAAGCCCCAGCGAGGGAUGCCAAAGGUAGAAAAGGUAGAAAAGAACGGGACUAUCAUCUCCAUCAUUCUGGGUGUGGGCAGCAGUCGCAUGUUGUACGACAUUGUCCCUGUGGUCUCCUUCAAAGGUUGGCCUGCAGUUGCCCAGAGCUGGCUCAUGGAGAAUCACUUUUGGGACGGGAAGAUCACAGAGGAGGAGGUCAUCAGUGGAUUUUACUUGGUACCUGCUUGCUCCUACAAGGGUAAGAAGGACAAUGAGUGGCGGCUGUCCUUUGCCAGGAGUGAGGUGCAACUGAAGAAGUGCAUCUCUAGCAGCCUCAUGCAGGCCUACCAAGCCUGCAAAGCCAUCAUCAUUAAACUCCUGUCCCGCCCUAAGGCUAUUAGUCCCUAUCACCUGCGGAGCAUGAUGCUCUGGGCCUGCGACAGACUUCCUGCCAACUACUUGGCUCAAGAAGACUAUGCAGCCCACUUCUUACUGGGCCUCAUCGAUGACCUGCAACACUGUCUCGUCAACAAGAUGUGCCCCAAUUAUUUCAUCCCUCAGUGCAACAUGCUGGAGCACCUGUCGGAGGAGACGGUCAUGCUCCACGCCCGGAAGCUCUCUUCCGUCCGCUCAGAUCCGGCGGAGCACUUGCGCACCGCCAUAGAGCAUGUCAAGGCAGCCAACCGGCUGACGCUAGAGCUGCAGCGCAGGGGCAGCACCACCAGCAUCCCCUCCCCGCAGUCCGAUGGAGGGGACCCCAACCAGCCUGAUGACCGCUUGGCCAAAAAACUACAGCAGCUAGUGACUGAGAACCCGGGAAAGUCCAUCUCUGUCUUUAUUAACCCUGAUGAUGUCACAAGGCCCCAUUUUAGAAUUGAUGAUAAAUUUUUCUGAGCAUUUUGCUGACUUUCCCCCACCCACCCACCACCUUCCUGGUUCUAAAACUCUCAUGAUAUGUAGUGUGGUUUGUGAUGUUGUCUUUCCGUUUUUUACAUAUCCAGCCUAGAUUGGAUCUGUUAAGAACACAAAAAGUUUCCUGGUUCUGCAGGAUGGUGCAGGCUCUGAAACAGUACAUUACUAUUUCAUAUUCUGCCUCUUAUUUUUUGUUGUUGUUUACUUUUUGUAGUUACUUUCACCUAGAUUUGUUUUUUUUGUAGGAGAACUUGAGCCAUAGAAGAAAAUGCCCAUGAAUCCUCUUGAAUUUUUCUGUUUUAUACUUGGUGCAAAUUUGCUAAUGGGGUGAGGGAAACAAAUCUCUUUCUAACAUUUAAGUAUUUUUGUUUGUUUUUAUUUUCCCCUUCUUUUUGUUUAAAGAGCUUUCAUCACUAUAGAUAUUUGAGAGAAUUGUCUGAACCUGGGUAUUAUCUGGCAUGUUAACUGAAUCGAUUUCUUUUAACCAGUGCUGGAGAAAUGCCCCCUUUUUUCCACCAAACAUUGUAGACUUUGAGUAUGGUAAUGCUACCCAAUUGGGUUUUGGAGCAACUUCACUGAAUGUAAUUGUCCUCGAAUCAGAACCUUGGAUGGUUUGGGAGGGUGUGUUUGACAGCUUUCCAACCUGAAUUAAGGUUUCCAAAUGUUAGUUUUAGCAUGUGUAAUUAUUUGAAGCCUUAUUUAAAUCCUGUUGAAGAACAUACCAUUAUAAUUGUUAUUUGCACUAAUGAAAUGUUUGCCAUUGUCAGAGUUCCAAUGUGUAUGUUUCAGUAUAAAUUGACAUCCACUGUUGAAACACUAUCAUUUUAUUUUUUUCCACCUAAACCACUUUCCUCAGUCAAAAGAAUGAUUCUUGUGUUGGUUUAGUUUUCCUUUAAUUAUGGGAUGUGUGUUGCCCUCUUGGAUCGUCUGUUUCCUUGUCUUCCUGAGAAAAGUUUUUAAAGCUUUAUACCUAUUGAUUGACUUUAUCUAAAGCUGGGGAAAGGAUCUACUUGAUAAAAUGGAUGUCUUUGUAUUUAUUUCUCUCUUACCUUUAUAGAGGUAAGCUUUUUUGUAAAGUCUCCUUACUAAGUUUUGAGGAAAACUGGCAGGAAGAAUUAUAAUCCCCAAAUUGAAGUUGCCAUGCCUGUUCAAAAGCAGGCUUAACUAUAAUGCAGGAACCAGGAAAUUUCUGUGGGUGGCACCUUGGUGGAGAGGUUUCCUGUCUUCAUGAAUAAAAUUGCUUGCCAGGUUUGGGUACCACAAGGCAUUGGCUCCCUGUUUUGGUGUGGACUCAUGGCAAACUGUGGUGUGUGAGAGAUCAAGGGGCCUGCCAAUCUCUCGAUGGAUGCCUAUAAUGUGUGCUAUUGGAAAGGCCAAGCAACAUUUUGGUUUUGAUCUUGAACAUCAAGACACAUAAGCUGAAUUUUGGCUGAUUGAAAUUAGGCAUAUGCAGUCUUGGGUAUUUGCAUGGGAAUUAAUGUAAUGCUUAUAAAUGAAAAUGAAUUCAUUCAACCAUCUUAAGUCAAACAUAAAAAUAAUAAUAAAAAAAGAAACAUACUGGCCUUG